UUAUCUCAGCCUGGGCUGCACGUCUCCUUCCACCCACAGCCAUGGACGCUGCUCUGCUCCUGAACGUGGAAGGGGUCAAGAAGACCAUUCUUCACGGGGGCAGGGGGGAGAUCCCAAGCUUCAUCACUGGAUCCCGAGUGACCUUCCAUUUCCGCACCACGAAAUGUGACGAGGAGCGGACGGUGAUAGAUGACAGCAAGCAGGUGGGCCACCCCAUGCACAUUGUCAUCGGAAACAUGUUCAAGCUCGAGGUCUGGGAGAUUCUGCUGACGUCCAUGCGGCUGGGCGAGGUGGCCGAGUUCUGGUGUGACUCCAUCCACACAGGGGUCUACCCGAUCCUGUCCCGGAGCCUGAGGCAGAUGGCAGAGGGCAAGGACCCCACGGAGUGGCACGUGCACACGUGUGGGCUGGCCAACAUGUUUGCUUACCACACACUGGGCUACGAGGACCUGGAUGAGCUGCAGAAGGAGCCACAGCCUCUGAUCUUCGUGAUCGAGCUGCUGCAGGUUGAGGCCCCCAGUGAGUACCAGAGGGAGACCUGGAACAUGAACAAUGACGAGAAGAUGAAGGCGGUGCCCAUCCUCCACGGGGAAGGGAACCGGCUCUUUAAGCUGGGCCGCUACGAGGAGGCCUCCACCAAGUACCAGGAAGCCAUCGUGUGCCUGAGGAACCUGCAGACCAAGGAGAAGCCCUGGGAGGUGCAGUGGCUGAAGCUGGAAAAGAUGAUCAACACCCUGAUUCUCAACUACUGCCAGUGCCUGCUGAAGAAGGAGGAGUACUACGAGGUGCUGGAGCACACCAGCGACAUCCUGCGGCACCACCCAGGCAUCGUGAAGGCUUACUACGUGCGUGCCCGCGCUCAUGCGGAGGUGUGGAACGAGGCCGAGGCCAAGGCGGACCUGAAAAAAGUGCUGGAGCUGGAGCCCGCCAUGCAGAAGGCGGUGCGCAGGGAGCUGAGGCUGCUGGAGUCCGCAUGGCGGACAAGCAGGAGGAAGAGCGGCUGCGCUGCCGGAACAUGCUGA
Otolemur garnettii (small-eared galago) is the source of this 1022-nucleotide messenger RNA. It is a transcript of the gene AIPL1, whose product is annotated as aryl hydrocarbon receptor interacting protein like 1. The record is from RefSeq and is a predicted model, not a curated record. Gene Ontology annotation, molecular function: protein binding; peptidyl-prolyl cis-trans isomerase activity. Lineage: Eukaryota; Metazoa; Chordata; Mammalia; Primates; Galagidae.